AUGCAAGGAGGAAGCGCGUGCCAGCAGGAGAGCGGAUCACAUGGCAGCAUCAGCUACAGCGCUGGGAUCAGCGCGUGCGAGAAGGGCAAGCAGUGGCAGCGGGCGCUGGCGCUGCUGAGCGAGAUGUGGGCGGCGAAGCUGGAGCCCGACGUCAUCUGUACUACAUCAGCUACAGCGCUGGGAUCAGCGCGUGCGAGAAAGGCGAGGAGUGGCAGCUGGCGCUGGCGCUGCUCAGCGAGAUGUGGGAGGCGAAGCUGGAGCAAUGCUGGGCUCAGCUACAGCGCUGGCAUCAGCGCGUGCGAGAAGGGUGAGCAGUGGCAGCGGGCGCUGGCGCUACUGAGCGAGAUUCAGCUACAGCGCUGGGAUCAGCGCGUGCGAGAAGGGCGAGCAGUGGCAGUGGGCGCUGGCGCUGCUGAGCGAGAUGUGGGAAGUGAAGGUGGAGCCCAACGUCGUCAGCUACAGCGCUGGGAUCAGCGCGUGCGAGAAAGGCAAGCAGUGGCAGCUGGCGCUGGCGCUGCUGAGCGAGAUGCGGGAGGCGAAGCUGGAGCCCGACGAAUUCAGCUACAAUGCUGGGACCAGCGCGUGCGAGAAGGGCAAGCAGUGGCAGCGGGCGCUGGCGCUGCUUCAGCUACAGCGCUGGGAUCAGCGCGUGCGAGAAUGGCGAGCAGUGGCAGCUGGCGCUGGCGCUGCUGAGCGAGAUGCGGGCAGCGAAACUGGAGCCCAACGACAUCAGCUACAGCGCUGGGAUCAGCGCGUGCGAGAAGGGCGAGCAGUGGCAGUGGGCACUGGCGCUACUGAGCGAGAUGUCGGAAGUGAAGGUGGAGCCCACCGUCAUCUCUCACCUACUAUGCUGUGAUCAGCGCGUGCGGGAGGGGCGAGCAUUGGCAGCGGGCGCUGGCGCUGCUAAGCGAGAUGCGGGAGACGAAGCUGGGGCCCAGCGUCCGCAGCUACAGCGCUGGGAUCAGCGCGUGCGAGAAGGGCGAGCAGUGGCAGCUGGCGCUGGCACUACUGAGCGAGAUGUGAGAAGUGAAGCUGGAGUCCAACGUCAUCUCUCCUACAUGGCUGGCAGAAGCGCGUGCCAGAAUCAGCUACAGCGCUGAGAUCAACCCGUGCGAGAAAGGCGAGCAGUGGCAGCUGGUGCUGGCGCUUCUGAGCUAGACGUUGGAAGCGCAGCUGGAGCCCAACGUGGCCGGCUACAGCCCUGCGAUUGGCGCUCUGUUGCUGAGAGGCAGAUUAGUCAGCUACAACGCUGUGGAACAGCGCGUGAGUGAAGGGUUGGCACUGGCAGCAGGCUCUGGCGUUGUCAAGCGAGAUGUGGGAGACGGUGUUCGGAUUCGGACGUUCCGAACUAUAGUGCUGGCAUCAGCGGGUGCAAGAAAGGACGAGCAGUGUCAGCCAGCGCUGGCGCUGCUCAGCGAGAUGCGGGAGGCGGCUCUGGAACCCAUUGCCAUCACCAAUUGCAGCUCUGGGAUCAGCUGGGCGAGACCGGCCAUCAAUGCCAGCAGGCUCUGUUGCUUAUCAGCGAGACGUGGGAGGUGAAGUCGGAGCCUCUCCUCAUCAGUUACAGCGCUGGGAUCAGCGCGUACGUCAAAGGCGAUCACUUGCAGCGUAGUUUGGCGCUGCUCGGGCAGAUGCGCGAGGUGACCCCCCCGCGACCCACUCCCGACCCACGCCCGACCCUCCCCCGAGCCACCCCGCGACCCGCCCGCGAC
Prorocentrum cordatum is the source of this 1712-nucleotide messenger RNA. Lineage: Eukaryota; Dinophyceae; Prorocentrales; Prorocentraceae. The record is from the annotation of a GenBank genome assembly.